Molecule: messenger RNA, 1651 nt
Organism: Centruroides sculpturatus (bark scorpion)
Lineage: Eukaryota; Metazoa; Arthropoda; Arachnida; Scorpiones; Buthidae
Product: probable phosphorylase b kinase regulatory subunit beta
Exons: 9
Coding region: 119-1054 (311 amino acids)
Biological process (GO): glycogen metabolic process
Cellular component (GO): phosphorylase kinase complex
Molecular function (GO): calmodulin binding
Source: RefSeq, a predicted model, not a curated record
AUCUGGUUUCUUUUUAACAUAAAUAAAACUUAAAAUGAAAACUUUCAAAUUUUUCAUACAUAAUGAAUAAAUUAAUUUUGAUUAGAAUGAACUUCAUUUCGUGGGCAAGUAUUGGAGAAUGUCUGGUAGACCAACAGUCUGCAUUUUGAUCAGGGAAGAACACAUGAGAGAUACACACUUUAAAGAAAUGCUGGAUCUAUUGGCAAUGUUCAAGAAGGGUCACUGUGACGGAUUAAAGAUUCGUACUGGUAGACUUCAAAAUCUUAUAUCAUCGUCUUGUAUAGAACAUCUUGACUUUCUUCAUUUACUACCACCCGAUAUUAUUCCAAAAUUUGAAGCAUUUCAGCAAUUAGAACAUACUUCGAUUGGAUAUCAAAGUUUAACCGAUAUUCCUAAAGCAAUAAUUUAUAGCGAACCUACUUACAAUUUUGAGGAGUUCACACACAAAUCUACUAAAGAUAUUCUGGAUGCCAUUUCUCAAACCGAUACCCUUCACGGACAGAGUCAGCUAUUAGGCAUUCUUUGGUAUCGCGAAGGACCACAGUUUUGGGUGGAUGGAAUAACAGUAAAGGAAAGACUUGAAAAACUAACGAGGCAGGCUGGAGCUCUCAGGCAUUGGUCUGUAGUACGUUACUGUUCUAGCGUUCUGGAGAAAAUGGUCGAUAGCAUCAGUCCUUACAUUACGUCAACCCUAGUCAGCGGCAAACAGAUUACAGUUGGUAUUUUCGGUCACGAAGAAGUGGUCAUCGAUCAUCCUCUAACUCCCAAAGAAGUAAAAGGCAUUAUAUAUGGUCAGUGUCAGCAUCAUGAUAUUUAUCAAGCAGUUCUUCAACAAGAAAUUAUUCUCUAUAUCGGAAGACUCAUUUCUACGUCACCGCAUCUGUUUCAUGGCAUUUUGAAACUCAGAGUGGGCUGGAUUAUUCAAGCCAUGAUUCUUUAUUUGAAAUUCCUGAAUGAGAAUCCUCCAGCGUUACACAGUCUUUCUCCUAGCGAUUUACGAAAAGUCCUUUUUAAAGUGCUUGAAACGUCAGAUAAUGUUGCAUCUAAUAAGUAAGUUACUGUUGAUUAUCCAAAAUUCAUACACUAAACUAUUGAUUAAAGAUGAAACUAUUCCCAAUAUUUAAAUAAUAAUAAUAAUGUAUUACUAACCUAACCUAAAAGUUAGUUUAAAUUUGAUGUUUUUGAGAUUGAAGUGUUUUUUAUCCAUCUUUUUCUUCUAUGUGGUCACUAAGAGGGUCAAUACUUCAAACAUUUUUACACUGGACUUGCUGUAUAACACAUCUUUAAAAUCUUCUGGGUGCCUGGUGACAAAAUUCACGGGUAAACAAACAUUUUCAGUCUCCCAAGCUCUGCUUGGAAAGCAGAAAACCUGAAGCAGAGCUCGGAAGGCAUCAGAAAAUGUUUGUUUACUCAUGAAUUUUGCUGCCAUUCACCUGGAGAUUUUUGAGGUGUGUUACUAAUGGAGCCAUUUUACUAGUCCUGUCAUAAAUCUGGUCGGGCCACCAAUGGGAUGGUACCUGUGACUUAUCUAGGACAGAACACCCAUGAAAAAUUGCUGGGAUUCAGUUGGAUUUUUGAUCCCAAGUCUCCCAGAACAGCACACUGAUGCUUUUAUUACCUUAUCUGUCUGGAUAUCUGUUUGGAGUAUACU